This is a messenger RNA of Coccidioides immitis RS, 1065 nucleotides long. RefSeq lists its product as uncharacterized. Gene Ontology annotation, biological process: canonical NF-kappaB signal transduction. The transcript has a single exon. The record is from RefSeq and is a predicted model, not a curated record. NCBI's taxonomy places the organism in Eukaryota, Fungi, Ascomycota, Eurotiomycetes, Onygenales, Onygenaceae. The coding region runs from base 1 to 1065 and encodes 354 amino acids.
AUGCCUGGUGACCAUGGAUCCCAACAUGAAGAAGGCAGAAAAACCACAUCCACGAAAUCUGAUGAUGACUACAGCACGGGACGGCGCAAGUUUCGAUUGAAAUCAAAGCAUUCAAGCAAACGCGAACAAGACCAUGAGAAAAGCCGGAAACGUCGAAGUCACCACAGUAGCGAUGGUCAACGGUGCCACAAACAUCGCAAGUCUUCCCGCGGUGGAGAAACAUUUGACGAACGUCCGCUCUCUCCAAAUGCCGCAUUCCGGGAGUCUCUGUUCGAUGCGCUAGCGGAUGAUGAAGGCGCGGCAUACUGGGAAAGUGUAUACGGUCAGCCUAUUCACACGUACCCUCGCCCAGAGCAGGCCGACUGCCAGGGAGAUCUUGAAAGGAUGACCGAUGAGGAAUAUGCGUCAUAUGUCCGAGCACGAAUGUGGGAAAAAACACACCAGGCUGUGUUAGAAGAACGGGAACGGCGUCGCCGAGCUCGCGAAGCUGAAAUGAAGGCAGAGAAAGCCAGGCGAGAACAAAGAAAGGCAGAGCCAGGUCGCGAAGCGUUUGAAAAGAUGAUCGAUGAGAGCCUGCGCCGCGGAAGAGAUAGAAAGGAACGGAAGAGAAAGGCCAGUUUGUGGGCCGAUGUGUGGAGUCGCUAUUUAGAGAGCUGGAAAGAACUUGAUACCUUGGCACGCGAAGCUGCAUCUAAGACUGAGGCAGCGUCUCCUGAUAGUUUUACUUUACGCCUUCGCAAUCUUAUUGUCUGGCCCGUUGAGACUGGAAAACGCAAAGAUGUUACUCCACAAACCAUAGAAGAAUUCAUUCGCAAUGCGCCAUUUCAGCAAGGGGCCGGAGCCAGCGCCUCCACAUCUAGUCAAGAGACGGGUUCCGCAAGCCCACAUUAUCCUGACCUUAUUACGGCACUGAAAAUGGAGCGUGUCCGUUGGCAUCCUGAUAAGAUUAAACAUAGAUAUGGUAUUCUAGGGAUGGAAGAGCAAGUUGACAAGAGCGCAACUGAAGUCUUCCAGAUAUUGGACAGGAUGUGGGUUGAAGAGCGUGCGAAAUACAAGCUGACUUAG